AGUGAGCCACGCACACGCUUGCUCCUACACAUCUCAUCUUCACUGCCUCUCUACCAACCUCCACCAAUCAUUACUUCCCAGGAACCCCAAGUAGCAAACUUCCACGCGAUUAUGUGCUACGAGCGGUACAAAGGGUACUCGGUAUGCUCGCACGCCGACCCUCAGAGCACUCCCACGGAAUCCAAGCUCUGCGAUGAGUUCAUCAACACGGGCGUCUGCAAGAUGGGGAAGAAGUACGUCCUAGUAACCUCGGAGUCUACGCCAAGUCUAUGUCGGAGAUGCUGGGAGCUCGAGGUCAGGCUCGAAAUGUCCAUCGGCAGCCUAGAUGAUUCGCUGUCCGGGUCCGACACGUGGAGGCUGUGGCGCCGUCUAGGUUGGAAGCACAAGGACCUGGUGCUCGUCGUGGAUAUCAUCUACGUGGCCCAGAUGGCGCAGACCCAGAUGUACAGGUGGGAAGGACCGAGGCAUAAUGAGCAGGUUUUUCUCAAGAAGUGGAUCGACGUCUUUGAGGACUUCAAGGAUUGGCUGUGGGAACGCCUGGAUAAGAGGAAUGGCGAGGGACGCUUGUAUUUCCCGCCAGGAGAGGAGAGAGGUGUAAGGAUUGAGAAGAAGAGUGUUUUAAGACAUCUUGUUAGCUGGAUGUUGAUAAAUAUGGCCCGAGGCAAAUUCAACAACCUCGAAAUCAUCACGUUCAGGGAAGGCCUGGAGAAAGCAUUCAACGACCUGAUCUAUCAGUGGGACACGCAUUUCCUCGAAGACCCGGGCAGCGAGCCAGCCAAGGAGGAAUUCACCAAGUAUUGGAUGAGUUGGUUUGGUAUAAGAGAUGGGGAGCAAGACAGGCCGUGAAAGACACUUCUUGAGUACAUGACUUGUUUCUCGUGCUGCUUGACCGGCGUAAAUUAUUGGGGAUGGGAGAUCACGGGAUACACAGCGAUAUUCGUCGGGCGAAAAA
Messenger RNA from Xylaria bambusicola, 952 nucleotides. RefSeq lists its product as uncharacterized. Lineage: Eukaryota; Fungi; Ascomycota; Sordariomycetes; Xylariales; Xylariaceae. The record is from RefSeq and is a predicted model, not a curated record. The coding region runs from base 112 to 846 and encodes 244 amino acids. The transcript has 2 exons.